UGACCCAAUUAGCUAGCUAGCUAGUGUCUUUGUAACCAGAACGAAAAAGAAAACAGAAGAAGAAGAGAUGGAAGGAGAGGGAAGAAGAGAAGAUAGUUAUUGCUCUUAUCUCUGCAUCCCUUACAACUUCUUCCACGAUAUCAUCCGAUCGUUUCUCGUUAGGUUUCACGUUCUUCAAACUCCUCCUGAUAACUUUCCGAUAGCAGAAGAAAAAGAGGAAGAGACAGAGGCUGUGAAAGUGUCUUCGAGGAGUGUAGCGUCGAAGAAAGUUGGAGCGAGACAGAAUAAGCAGCAAACGAGUUCCGGGAAGCGUGGAGGUACCAACAAGACACAUUCCUAGUUACUUCUUCUUCCACGUGUCUUCAGUUCAACAAAGGUCAACGUCAAAUUUGAAUUAGUUGUUGGUAUAUAUAUAUAUAUAUGUUCGAGAAAGUCUUUUUACUUUUUACAUUUUCUUCUUAUGCGUAUAUUAUUAAUGUAUAUUGUUAUAAAUGUGUUUUCUUUUGCGUGAAUGUAUGUGAAACUUGACUGUUUUGUGAGUUCGUUCGUAAAAUAAGAAGAAAAUAUAUGAACAUAUAUUUAGUGAUGUAUGAAAGUUGUAAGAGAAAUAAAUAAAGGAUGAUACUCAUGGUGGCGAUUUAAGCAAGAA
This is a messenger RNA of Capsella rubella, 649 nucleotides long. RefSeq names its product elicitor peptide 7. The record is from RefSeq and is a predicted model, not a curated record. NCBI's taxonomy places the organism in Eukaryota, Viridiplantae, Streptophyta, Magnoliopsida, Brassicales, Brassicaceae. Gene Ontology annotation, biological process: innate immune response. The transcript is spliced from 2 exons. The coding region runs from base 68 to 340 and encodes 90 amino acids.